Messenger RNA from Durusdinium trenchii, 2016 nucleotides. The record is from the annotation of a GenBank genome assembly. Lineage: Eukaryota; Dinophyceae; Suessiales; Symbiodiniaceae.
UUGCAUGUUUGCACAUUUUCACAGAACUGCAGGUCCGGAAUGGGCCAGCUGUUAUCAUGUAAGCGCGUUGUCCCUGGUUGUUCCAAAAUGGUUCAACCUUGGCACGUCAUCCUUGUGGCUGGUCCUCCAGCUGCUGGGAAGGGUACGGUGUGCGAUGGCUUAAAAAAGCGAUAUGGCCUUGUGCACAUCUCACCGGGGCAGAUCUUGAGAGACGAAGUGAGCAAAGAAAGUGAAUUGGGUCUGCAGGUGAAGCAGUACAUGACAAAAGGCAUGCUGGUUCCUCAUGAGCUAGUGAUGGAGAUUGUCCAGGAACGCUUGUGCAGGCCAGAUGUGCUGAAUCGGGGUUGCCUCUUGGACAAUUUUCCACUCACUGCAGAGCAGGCAGCAGCACUGACGAGGCAUUUUCGCGUUGAGAAGCUGCUGUUCAUGGACGUUCCUGAAGAGGAUCUGGUCGUUCGCUCCACGCUGCGUCGGUUGGAUCCCCUCACUGGACGAAUCUAUCACUUGAAAUUCCGGCCGCCACCAGAGGAGAUUGCUUUCCGACUUGUACAAAGAAGCGAUGAUCAAGAAGAAUCCGUGAAGCAACGGAUUGAAACUUACAAUCAACAUGUUCAAUCAAUCUUGCCGUCCUUUGAGGGCAAGACUUCUAGAAUAGAUGGACGAGGGUCUCCGCAAGAGGUAUUGGCAGCUGCAUGUGCAGCUUUGGAGGACCUGGAGUGGACCAGUGCCGAGCUGCCAUACUUCGGAAAUGUCGCAUUUGCGGGUCCCUUUUCGAUUACCCAAGCAAAGCGUGCGGGCUUCUAUUCUCCAGAGAAUCCUCCAGAAGAAGGUGAAAAGGUCGUAUGCUUUCAGCGAGGUGCCAAUUGGCAACGACGGGGCAUUGUGCAGGAGGUGAACGAGUGCUCUAGUGAGGGGCAAAAUGGUUUGCGCCGGGGCUUUGAGGGGAUGCUCGUGACUUUAGCUGACAACUCUGAAUCCUUCCGUUGCUGGUCAGCAUUUCUCGCACCUGUGAAUGACAAGGAGUAUUCGGCGCUUUGCACAACCCAUGGUUUCUUGUCAUCCCAUUUUUCCUCGCUCUAUCCUUGCAGCAAGGGUGUUGGAGAUGUCAAUUUUGUGUCCAAAGAGGAUGCCAAGAUUAGCUUAAGAAAAUGGCUUCAAGAGCUUGAGGACGCAGAUGGUGAACCAUUUGAGGUUACCUCAGAUGCUUUGAACUCAGUACUGAAACAGUUUGAUGAGCACGAAGAUGGCUCUCUCUAUUUGUACACAACGCACCAAAAGCUGGGGCGCAGAAUCAGCUUGGUCACCGGCCUAGACUACUCGCUCUACUACCGGGCACUCAACAAUACAUUGAACUGCGAUGCAUCGCACAACCUAUCAAAUGCGAUAGUUCUCAUUCAAAGAAUGAUCUAUUGUUUACUUUACAGCCCUACUGAUGGAUCCAGGAUUUUGCAUGCAGGUGGGAGAGUGUGGAAAGGAGAUACACAAAGACCAGUUCCUUUGAAUAUGCAGAAACUCCGCGAAGCACUUCGCUUGGAACGAAUCGUUCGCUUCCGACAAUUUCAAUCCACCACAAAGGAUCAUGCAUUGGCAGAGAAAUAUCGAAGAAGAGAAGAUGGACGUGGCUACUUGUGGGUUAUUGACAUACCUCGUGGAUUUUGGGGGGCACGCGAUAUUCAAAACAUCUCGUCCAAAGACAAAGAGAGCGAAACAUUGUUUCCUCCCUACUCUGCUUUUCGUGUUCAGAGUCUUGAUGACAACCAGUGCCAUUUGCUUGCAGUUGACCGUGGAUCCGAACUCUCUGACCGGGCUGACCGGCAUGGACUGAGGGGCUCAUCAGUAAAGCUGUGCUGAAAGCAGAGCUAAGCAGAGCUAUGGUUUUGAGAGUUUAGCCGCAAAGCAAAGCUUUGCGAGUUUGCUGUUUGCAAAGCUGGUAAAGUUCAACUCCGCUAUUGAAUGCAGCACCCCCAGACAUCCUGACCCUCUUAGAGGUUAUUUGGUAAAGGUGGGAGCUAAAAA